CGCAAGGAGCCUAGCUUGGGAUCGACCAUCCUACCGCUGAUAUUGUUGCGGGUGGAUUCCGGUCUUCAAAAGCGAGAGACUUCCAGGUGCGCGUUGGGGGGCUGUCGUGUGAGAGUUUUGUUGGAGCGUUUCCCUCUUGUUCUGAGCGCGCUGCGGACUGGUUUUUUGUGUCUUUGCCCCGGGAGUUGGGAGUUCCUCUUUACGCGACGGGAUCAUCAUGAAGAAGAUACCUUUCGUCUCUUCUCUGCUCAAGCGAAGCAUGCAAGGCGAUGUAGAAAAGGCCAAUUUCGCGAACGCGCCUGACAACACACAUGCUCCCCAGACCAUGUCACAGUCUGAAGGCAUUCCCUCUCAACCACAACGGAUCUACGCAGGAACAAGUCGCCCGCCCGCCCCCAUCGGAUCUGCAGUCCAUGAAUUUGUUGGAACACACGACCGGCUGGCCCAUUUCCGUAGAUUGGUGGGAAUCGACUCAGUGUCUACGUUAACAGAUACUACAUAUCUGCAACGGAAAGCCCCAAACGUGGGUAUAUACACACGAACGGUCUCGGCAGAAAAGAACUGCGGGAAGCUUUUCAAGUUCUUCUCGAUAGCGAUCAACGGAUGUUUGGGCCUACAAAUUGUCGUAGCGGCGACAUUGACCGCCCUUGGUGCCGCCGGUGGCGGCCGCAGUGCUGUGACCUUCUUCGGCGCCGUGAACACCAUAAUUGCCGGCUUCCUGACCUACCUCAAGGGCUCCGGACUGCCCAACCGCUUCACAUACUUCGAGUCCGAGUGGCGCAAAGUGCGCGAAUACAUCGAGCAACGUGAGCGCGAAUUCGGCGUCGAGACAUGCACCCUCGUUGUCGAGGAAGAAGCACGCAUCAUAGAGCUGAUGUACGAGAACGUGCGCGCCGAUGUCGAAGCAAAUGUGCCGGAUUCUUAUACAUCUGUGACACGUGCGGGCCGGUUAGAUACAGCGCGUGUCGCGCCUUUACCGGCGAUCGGGGAGUCGCACAGGACAAUAGCUAGUACGGCAGGGGGGUUUGGUGAAAAAGUGGCUGAGGGAGGGCAUCAUGGGCUUGCAAGGGGAUUAGAUGCGGUACAUAGGGGUAUCGAGAGGAUUAAUGAGAAGAUGCACCAUCAUGCGGAUCACGGGCAGCAGGAGUUGCAAGAGGGGCUUGGAAGAGGGCAGCAGGCAAUUCACGAACGCUUGUCGCGUAGUCAGAGUGCGCUUGAAUCGACGUUUACGAGGGGCCAGCGGACUGUUGAUGGAGCGUUUGAGAGGGCGAACAGCAGCCGUCAUGCAGCCCUGGAACGGAUGGGUAAUAGCCACUAUUCUGGGCUGGAGAGAUCUCAGAGUUUACAUCAUGGUGGGCUGGACAGAACGAGAAGCAGCUAUGAGGGCAGUACGGAACGUGGACAUCAGGGACUAGAUGUGAGCAUGCAGCAGGGAUUAGCAGAAGUUCACGAGAAGCUCGACAUGUUGGAUAAGGGACUCCGGCAAAUUCGUCUUGAGCGGAAGGAUGAUGAUACCACCAAUACCGACGUCGUAAAGAGGGAUCACGAUUGAAAAUCAGU
This is a messenger RNA of Pseudovirgaria hyperparasitica, 1560 nucleotides long. RefSeq lists its product as uncharacterized. The record is from RefSeq and is a predicted model, not a curated record. The transcript has 2 exons. NCBI's taxonomy places the organism in Eukaryota, Fungi, Ascomycota, Dothideomycetes, Acrospermales, Acrospermaceae. Bases 218 to 1552 code for a protein of 444 amino acids.